AUGAACAAUGAGGGAGACAUUGUGGUGCAUAAGGGUGUGUGUGAGGGGCAGAGUGAAAUCAGUAAGAGACAGAACGGUCUGUCUGAGGGACGUAGUGAUGUGCGCAGAGGUGAAUGUCUGGGAGGCAAUGGAGGUCUGGGAGACAUUCACAGUGCAUUGCAGAGCAUAGAUCAUGUAUUGUCAACAGGAUAGAGACGCUUCUUUAGAACAGACACCUCGACUGCUGACAGCAGGCCCUUGCGCUCGACAGGUACCGCCCAAAUCCCUCAAGACAGAAUUGAACCUUUAGAUCUGCUUGCGCAGUUGCACUUCCUGCAUCCAAGGAGCGGGCCAUCAGCUCAGAGGAUGAGGAUGCUCCUUGUCCGCUCAAGCGCUUCCUAAGAGGAGGGAUAAAGCUCUUGCCCUUCUCAGAUGAGGAAGAGCCUGACAAUGAGAUCGCCAGCCCAAGGCAAGGACCACUGAAAGCAAGCAAGUUUGACAAGCUGCGCACCAGGGGCACGACACCUCAAUUGCUGACAGCAGGCCGUCGCCCUCGACAAGUACCGCCCAAAGCCCUCCAGACGUGACUCCACCUUUAGCAACAGCGUUGACCUCGUCAUCUGCUUGCGCCAGUACUUUACCCAACAAGCAGUCCGUCACCUCAGAGGAAGAAGAUGCUCCUCGUCCGCUCAAGCGCUUCCAAAGAGGAGGAACAAAGCUCUUGCCCUUGUCAGAUGAGGACGAGGUCACCAAACCAAGGCAAGGAGUACUGAAAGAAACCGAUGCGGACAAGCUGCGCACCAAAAGCACGACUGCAAAGACGUUUUCCCCUGAGCUGGGAGUCGCUGGACCAUCAAGCGCCCCUCUCAAUGCUGCAUCGUCGAGCAGCAAUGCAGACGGUGCGCCUCAAGAGUCGCUCAACAUCGUGCGUCGGCCCACUGCUGCGAUGUUCCACACCGCCAAGUACGAGGAUGUUGCGCAGAUUUUCGAGUGAGUGCGCGAUUCGAGAAGUUGCACAGGAUGACACUUCACUGAGAAUAUCGAACCUGCUUCAGAGCCGACCGCCCAGACGCAGGGAAAGGCUACGUCAAAGCCUUCCUCAACUCGCCCAGCCUUGAACGUUGGAAAUCUGAAGUAGACGAAGAAGGAUAUGCCUCUCAUGCUGCAGCUGCACUCCCGCCACCGCACAACAUGUUCAAGCGCUCAUCACUGACACCAAAGGCGGCAUGUAGGGCAGCGAUCACCAUUGCCAAGCAGCAGAAAUUGUCGGAGCACGUUGUUCAGUUGCUCAGCACAGAAGACUGGGUCGGCAUCUUCGAGGCAAGCAUCACCCCAUAUGGUUGCAAGGCUCUUGGCGCUGUCUGGGCCAACCGUCUAGACAAGUUGGUUGCGGAUCAAUCCAACCAGGCUCGCCUUCAGUCUGGUGCUGGUGUCUUCCAUGCCUUGCUUGCGCACAACGACGCCGCUUGGGGACAGUAUGUUGCUUGGGGACAGUAUGUUGGUUCAGCCCCAGAUCUGGAGCCCAACACAAAUCUGCUCUCUGCUGGUACCCUUCAUGAACUCAAAGUUCUCAGCCCAUUUGCAAGACAUGUCAUCAACGCUCCGGAGCAGGUCACUCUUGCUCCACUGGCAUGCUUUGACACUGCCAGCACCGCGAAAGAGCGAAGCGCUCUUCAAGUAGUCGAAGCAAUUUGGACGAUCAUCCUUGGAGCCUUCACGAGGAGCCCCAAGCUUUUGCGCAACCGUAGUCAAUCCUUCCCGCCUCCUGGCCUCGACGGUCUGAACAGCAGCAGCCGUCUAGGCAUGGGAAGAUGGAUGGACGCAUGGAGACUUGAAGCAAUUGGUGCUUUGACCAACCCCUUGCUCCGGCCUGUCCUGACAACGAUGCAGUCCGCCUGGCUAGACUGGUCCACUAUACAGCAAGCUGGUGAACUUGAGGGUGUCGAGGAUACCCUUUGCCCACUGCUUGCUGCGACCGCCAUGUGGCUGUGCCGUCGCGCCUCGUUGUUUCUGGAUGGUGAGCUGGACCUUCAUAUGAAGCCAGCCAAUCAUCAGCCCGGGUAUGGCUGGCAGAUCAUCAACCUCUUUGACUUGCGCAUCGGUUGGAAGCAGGCUACCGCUCUUCAGAAGCUUGCUGGACUCAACAACAGGCCCAAGCGUGGCGAACACUCGAUGUCCUUUAGAGGGCGGCUCCUGACCUCCCCGGGCGAGCAGAAGGAAGACAUCUUCUUCCAUAGUCUUCUGGAGGAAAAGAUCCAGUUUGGCGGCUUCCAAAUUCAGCUUGCCACUGGCCACAUCCUCAAUUUUGGCUCCUUUGAAAGCGCAAGCGGCUGGGAGGCAGCACUUGCUCGGAUGAGGGAUCUCUUGGCUUGCCUCAUCAAGGAUGAAGAGGCCCAGGCACAAACCGCAUGGGCAGAAGGUUAUGGUCAGGGCGCAAUGUCGGCGCUUGCAACCCCGCUGGCUAACAGUCUUUGGGCUGGCAAUGUCUGGUUCAAGCCCAACACCUUUACCAGUGCCACCAUGGAGCUCAAGAUCACCUGGCCUGGCUGCCCAGCCAAGAACAAGCCCCAUAUUGAUUGUGGAUUCCUUGUGAGGACCCCUGCAAUGGUGGAGAAAGGCAAGGAGGGAGGAAGGGUCUUUCUGCGCCUGGUUGCAGGCACAGGCUCUACUCUCAGCUGGAAGCGGCUGGGGGCCAGUACUUGUCCAGAUGAGGGAAAUCUUGGCUUGUUUGAUCAAGGAUGA
Molecule: messenger RNA, 2721 nt
Organism: Ceraceosorus bombacis
Lineage: Eukaryota; Fungi; Basidiomycota; Exobasidiomycetes; Ceraceosorales; Ceraceosoraceae
Source: the annotation of a GenBank genome assembly